This is a messenger RNA of Sparassis crispa, 216 nucleotides long. RefSeq lists its product as hypothetical. The transcript is spliced from 3 exons. NCBI's taxonomy places the organism in Eukaryota, Fungi, Basidiomycota, Agaricomycetes, Polyporales, Sparassidaceae. Bases 1 to 216 code for a protein of 71 amino acids. The record is from RefSeq and is a predicted model, not a curated record.
AUGGUAUGUUUGGUACUAAGGGAGCGCAGUCUCAACCUUCAGAUUGAUGCGUGUACUCGUAUUCAAUGUCUGCUCUUCCCGACUGAGGAGGUCCGACAACCAAUCUGCCUCUAUAUUAUCCCGAGUCCGUCCCUCUUCCACUCAAAAGCGAUGGUUUUGCAGUCUGCCUUGGGGAGACUAAAUCGCCAACGGCUGAAAGACAAACUUCAAGCUUAG